AUGAUUGAAGGUACAGAAAAUAACUCAAUAGAAAUUGUCUUUGAUAAAAAUGACUAUUAUUUUGUUUUUAUUGAAAAAUUAAAACUUUAUUAUAAAACCGUUACUAAAUUAGAUAAAGAAAAGAAAAAAGUUAUUGUAAACAAAAAUAAAAUUAAGUUACCGUUGUCUAAAAAUAAGAAGAUAGAAUCUAGUUUAAAUUUAUUUUCUACAUUAGACGAAUCAUCAUUUUCAAAUAUUUAUACUAUUGGAUCAUCAACAAAAUUAAGUAAAACUGAUUUAAGUGAAUCUAUUAUAACUAAAGACAAUGUUUUAAAAACAUUUAGCAAUGAUAAUGAGUCAAUGACAUUAAGUAAAAGCAUAACCGACAAUUCUACUUUAACGGAUAACUCAUUGAGUUUAAAUAUGACAUGUGAUUCUUCAAGUAUAAGUGAACCAUUAAAAACAAAAAAGAAAAAGAAAGUAUUUAAGAAUGGAAGAUUAAGAAAUUUUAAUCCUAAGAAAGUAUUUUCAAGCAAAUUAAAAAAUAAAGUUGAUAAGUUAUUUAAAAUGAAAGUAAAAAUUAUAAAAAAGGAAUUUAACAGCAAAAAGAAAGAAAUUAUUAAAGAAAGGAAAGAUUUAGAUAAGUUGCUUAAUAACAAACUAAUAUUCUUCAAAUAA
This is a messenger RNA of Hepatospora eriocheir, 657 nucleotides long. Lineage: Eukaryota; Fungi; Microsporidia; Hepatosporidae. The record is from the annotation of a GenBank genome assembly.